Pelobates fuscus (common spadefoot toad) is the source of this 2135-nucleotide messenger RNA. It is a transcript of the gene EAPP, whose product is annotated as E2F associated phosphoprotein. The transcript is spliced from 7 exons. The record is from RefSeq and is a predicted model, not a curated record. Gene Ontology annotation, cellular component: nucleus. Gene Ontology annotation, biological process: positive regulation of cell population proliferation. NCBI's taxonomy places the organism in Eukaryota, Metazoa, Chordata, Amphibia, Anura, Pelobatidae. The coding region runs from base 105 to 983 and encodes 292 amino acids.
CAUAUGCGUCGAGCACUCAAACUGAGUGACGUAAAUUGGCCAGCGCCGCCUGCCGGGGACACGUCAUCGGUGUGUGACAUCAGGAAGUGAUUUGAUGCUUCAUCAUGAGCCAGUUACAGCCGGAACACGAUUCCUAUGCAAUUGAAGAACCCAGUGAUGAGGAACCGGGACUUAGCAGCUCUGAGGAUGAACUGGAUAUACUUUUACAUGGGACACAAAAACAGAAACUCAAGCUGAUUCGUGAAUGUCUGACUGGAGAGAGUGAAUCGUCCAGCGAUGACGACUUUGAAAAAGAGAUGGAAAAUGAGUUGAGCAGCACUUUGAAAACAAUGAAGGGGAGCUGGCAGACUGCUGGUCCUAGUUCAGAUGUGCCUGCUGCCACCACAUCGUCUGAGAGCACACCACAGCAAUUUUACGAUGAUAUAUAUUUUGAUUCUGACUCUGAAGAUGAAAGCAGCAAUGCUGCAGUUAAGAAGAUCAAGCCGAGGCGAAAAAACCAUCCAGUACUGACCAAUGAUGACCUUCUGUAUGACCCACAAGAGGAUGAACGGGACCAGGAGUGGGUUGAUGCCAGGAGAAGACGGUACCGGAACAUGAAGAACCCCAAAACAUCUGGCCGGCAACAGGCCAAGAAUCAAGCCAUACCCAACAGUGAUGCUGUCUUGAAUUGCCCUGCCUGUAUGAUAACAUUGUGCUUGGACUGCCAGAGGCACGAGUCCUACAGAACCCAGUACAGAGCCAUGUUUGUUAUGAAUUGCUCUGUUAGCAAGGAUGAAGUUCUCAAAUUCCCAGAUCAACCCAUGAAAAAGCAAAGACGACGUGACAGCAAGAAGGUGAAACGUCCUGCAAUGGAUACGGAAACACAAAGCAAGCCAGAAGAAAUGUAUCAUCCGGUAAAAUGUACCGAGUGUUCCACAGAAGUGGCCGUUUAUGAUAAAGAGGAAGUGUAUCAUUUCUUCAAUGUCAUUGCUAGCCAUUGUUAGGGAGUGAAACUUCUGCCAAUACCGGGUAAGUGGCUGGUUAAGGUUCAAGGAUCGGACAUAUUAAUGUUUGAGAAGCUGGAUUUCCAUCAUAACAUGUAUCUAUAGGUAGAAAAGUAGUGACACCGCUGUAUAAUCUGUAGCUGCCUGUACAAACUUGUUUUAUUUCACUUGAAAUGAGAUUUUUAGUUAUUUUUUUUUUUUUUUAACCUUUCUGCCCCAAUAUAUAAUAUUUACAAUUUUAAGUCCUUCUCAUUGCACAAAAACUAAUCCUAAACCCCCCAAAAAACGUUUUCCAGUUCUGGUCUUCCAGAGGAAUGCGGUAAUGGGCGCCAGAAUACAAGUGAUGUCAAGGUUGUUUUGGGUGGAGCCGAAUCUCUUUGGAAAACACUCAAAGAUUAAAAAUGUGCAAAAAACUAAAAAACGAACCCCAGAAUAUGUAAUCGACACAACCCCACCCCCAUGUAUAGAGCUGAGCUAGAAAAGGACCCACAUCUUAAGCUCUUAAAAUUGGAGGUAUGCUAUUCAUUUGUUUCUCAGCUUCAUUCUGCAAUUUCUCUGCUACUUCCUCCAUUUUGCCAACACAAGUCAAGAUGGUCUGAUUCCUGCUCAGCUCAUAGGGUGUCCCACCUGCAGGCCUAUGGCAUCAUCCUCGCCCAAGUAGAGCACGCCUGCCACUUCCGUUAGCUCAGGGGAGCUAAUGGAAAGAGAGAGAAAAAAAACUCCCUAUCUGUCUGAUAGCCAUGGAGGUACUUCAUAUUUUAAUGAGAAAAAUGCUGAAUUCCCAUAGAAAGCGGCUCUUUUUUAUAAACUGUAGUUAAAUUGUGAUACUACCCUCCCAGCUUGCUGUAGUGCAUUGUGGGCGAGGAGUGGUCCUUUUCGUUAAACAUGUCUGCUCUUUCCCCCCAGCUUAUCAUACUUUGUUGAAGAAAGCAAUGUAAAAAUGCUAUGUGAAUAAUCCAUUUGUACAUUAUAAAUUCUUGUAUAUAAGCCAUAAAAACAAAUGUUAAAGCAGUCAUGUUACCGAUUGGUUUGUGUUUUGGUUUUCCUUCCUCCUGUCUUGUUUUUAACAUGCACCCUUAUUCACGGAAUAAGAAUUGGCAAGGCCAUCAUACCUUUUAAGCUCAAAUAGCUAAAAAUGGAAAAGUGAUCAAA